UUUUUAUAAAAUAAUGAAUUAUUUUAUUUCCCCAAAUUCAAUGAUUCCGAUUUUCUUACUUGGUUACUCGUUAUUUACUGCUAAUUUUUCUGUAGUAUCGCCCAAACAUUCAAAUAUAAAUGCUGAUGGUUUAUCCUCGUCAGAAAAUGAUAAAAAUAAUAAUCAAAGGUAUAAAAUAAACAAAAAAAUAUUUAAUUUAAUUAAAAGUUUUGGGACAAAUGAAAUUCGUCCAAAGCGAGACGAAGAUGAUGAUACUCCUUUACAUGAUGAUGAGGAAAUUGAAAAAUCUGAUAUUUCUUCUUUUAAUUCUUCUGAUAUAGAAAGUCCUUGGAACAAUUCAAAAGAGAAAAAUAUCAACGUUAAAAAACGUUCCCCUUCAAAAAUAAUUAAUUCGUCUGAAAAGAAACAACAUCAACAACAUAAAAGAGAAGUUGAGGAAAUUUCAAAGGGGGAAAAAGAUGAUGAAACAGAAAUUACUUCAAAUAAUGAAAGUGGAUCUGUUGAAUUAAAAAAUGUUGGGGAAACAUCAGGCCAACAAGAAGGAGAGGAAAUAAAAAACGAGACAAUGAAAGGACGUAACACUCGUUCAGUUGGUGGGCUUGCUCACCGUUCCCGUGGAGCAGGACAAAAAGGCCAACAAAAAUCACAGGUUAUAAAAAUUAAAAUAUUAUUAAAAAGUAUUUUUUAGGCUGGACGAGGCCCGAAAAGUGAAGAA
Meloidogyne enterolobii is the source of this 715-nucleotide messenger RNA. The record is from the annotation of a GenBank genome assembly. Lineage: Eukaryota; Metazoa; Nematoda; Chromadorea; Rhabditida; Meloidogynidae.